UGCUCACGUUUAAUCACUUUAUGUGUUGCUCUGUGAUUUUAAUUUUAUUCAAGUUUUCCAGGAGAUCUCAAAACAAGGUUGAACAUGGCGGCAGCAGCAGCGGCUGUUAACAGACCUCCACCAGCUCAUCCAGCACCAAAUGGAGGGAACCUUCACACUCACACACACGGCAGUGGACCAACCUCUGAGCAUCAAGACCCAGGACUGCACAGCACCAACCCAGACCCAGGACCUCCACCCCAUCCGUCCCAUCCCCAUCCCCACGUCCCAGUCAGGCCGGUCUACUAUGUCCAUGCACCUCCACCCCCUUUCCUCCACUACCAGUGGCCCAUGCCCUUCCCUUAUAACCCCUUCGCUGGCUUCCCAGGCAUGGGCUAUGGCAUGGUCAUGCCCCCAUUCCCCCCUCCUCCAUAUAUGGAGGCUCCAGCCUACAUUGUGCCUCACCCUCACAUUCAACCAGUCGACUACAGACGUUUGCUCCACCCCCAAGUCCACCCUCCCAGUGCACCCUACCAGAACCCCAACCAGACCCGCAGAAUUCGCCCGCCUCAUACUGUCCGUGUAAGAGAAACUGUGAACUCUGAGGUCCAAACUGAACCCCCACAGAGAGUCGUCGGUGGUUACGGAGAUGGGAGCCCACUCAUCGGCUCAGAUUCUGGGCAUGGAACUGCCUCGAGCUCUCCAUCGUCAAGCUCCAGCUCCCAAAAAGAAGGCUCUACUGAGGUUGAGAACCAUACAUUACCCAGGAGUAAUGCAAAAGACGUCCGGGUUGGAAGCCCCUGCACAAGUGGCACGGUCAAACAUGGCUUUAACAUCAUACGUCCUACAGGAACGAAGACUGUCCAGUCAUGUAUCAGAGCAACUCUAGAAUCAGAGAAGAGCCGUAAAGACAGUGUUGGUCAGGAGAAUGUUCCCCCUUGCAGAAACGGCCACUGCAAUAUGUGGUCCGUGAGUUCACAGGAUAGUAUGGUUCCUGUGUGUAGCUCCUCUCAACAAGAGGAGGAAGUGGUCAAAGAGAGACGUGUCUCUGUUCCUGACAUUCUGAUGAGUUGGGGAGGUGGCACGCAGCAGGAAACGAUGAUGAAAUUGACGGAGAAGCUGCCUCAGAAUGACCACCAGGUGCCGUCGUAUGAAACUGAAGUGGAGCAUGAGAAGUUUGUUACUGAGAGUCCAACUGGGACCAGAAAUGGUCCAGUGGUGCCUGAGGAUGCUAAUGGUGAUGUACAGGGUGCCUUAAAUCCAAAGGACAGUGCAACCCUUUUCAAGGUCCUCAAACUGAGAGAAGCUCUUGCAGACCUAACAGAGUGCAGAAGAGAAAAUGAGCAUGUGGGACUGGUUGGCUCUGUAAGGCAUUGCCUGUCCUACAAAGACGAAGUGCUACAUUCACCAAACAAAUCCCACACGGUCCCUGACAAUGAGCAAGACAAUGUCAACGAGACAAAUCCACACGAGGACUCUACAGAAUAUACAGAAAUUAUUCCCAAUCCAAUGUUUUUAAAUGGAAGUCAAAUGAAGAAACAAUUGAAUGAGUCUAUUUGGUCUGUGGAGUCUCUGCCCAUCUUUAUGUCCACUAAGGAGCACCAGCUACACAACAGUGUGUUUGAGCCUGAGAUAAUCAUUGAGACGACGGAGGAAGUUGAAAAUGGCAACGAGACAUAUCCACAUGAAGACACUACAGAGAUCGUUCCCUAUCCAAUGUCUUUAAAUAGUAGUCAAAAGAAGAAAAAAAUGAAUGAGUCUGUUUGGUCCGUGGAGUCUCUGCCCAUCUUUAUCCCCACAAAGGCAUGGUUCCUGCAGAACAGCACCUUUGAGCCUGAGGUAAUCGUCGAGAUGAUGGAGGAAGUUGAAAAUGGUGGAUCGCCAACCGAAAAUGACAACCGCAUUGUCAAAUCUUGUAAAGAGAAGAAGACUCGUCGGUGUUCCUCUUCUGACUCUGGUCCAACCUCAAACCGCUGUCUCGUCUUCAGCACCCCAACUGGGAAGCAAAGUUCACCGAAGAAGCCAGAGUGCCAAAGUGAAAGUGAAGCCUCUGAAAUGAGGACACCAAAGCAUGGCCAGAGCAUGGCUCCUUCUGAAAAGGAUCUCUUGGCUUCCCCGACUCCCCUGUCGAGAAGAAUCCUUUUAUCCACUUCCACUGAAGAGGACGUGGCCGAAAAUAGGUCUUCUGAACCCGAGGCUGUUCAAAGCCCAAACCAGGCAUCUCUCAUUGUAAAUGAGCAGAAGGGGAAGAGCCCCUGCCUUCCCGAGCAGGAAAAAACUCUCUCCUUGAACUCUGCGCCAGGGGAGGAAGUCUCCUCACCAAGCCGGCUAACUAUAGACAUGGAGGCAGUGGAUGGAGCAUGCAGGGAAGAAGUCAGUCAGCUGAUAAAAGGGCAAUUGGGUGUCCCAAUGGCUGACCAGACGAUGGAAGUGUCUCCAUUGAGGGGUAAUUUGGUGGACUGUGGGGUCCAGUGUACUGAAUUAGAGGAGACAUGUGUAUGUAAGGAGAUGAAGAGCAGCAUGGGACCAAACAGAAGACAUCAUUUUAAAUAUCCAGAUAUAAGGAAAGGAAACAAUGGCCAGGCUGAAGGAUUUGGCAUGAGGGGACAGAAAAACCAGAGGAGGAAUGGUCACUGGAGGAACAGGGGUCAAGAAAAGCACGGCAGCCAGCAGCAGGAAGCCUACACCGGAUACUGUGGCAAACCUGGCAAACCCCAAGGUGGAAAUGGAAGGAAUGUGCGGUACUGACUGCACUUUACAAGACAACACUUGGUUUUAAAGAAUGGAUUUAACAUUAAAAUGAAUUUCAAUUUAAAAUGUAGUAAUUAUAUUUUUCAAUAAAUCUUUACAUAUCAAUA
Messenger RNA from Centropristis striata (black sea bass), 2837 nucleotides. RefSeq lists its product as uncharacterized. Lineage: Eukaryota; Metazoa; Chordata; Actinopteri; Perciformes; Serranidae. The record is from RefSeq and is a predicted model, not a curated record. Bases 85 to 2727 code for a protein of 880 amino acids. The transcript has 6 exons.